This is a messenger RNA of Pteronotus mesoamericanus, 3721 nucleotides long. It is a transcript of the gene LPCAT1, whose product is annotated as lysophosphatidylcholine acyltransferase 1. The record is from RefSeq and is a predicted model, not a curated record. Gene Ontology annotation, molecular function: calcium ion binding; 1-acylglycerophosphocholine O-acyltransferase activity; lysophosphatidic acid acyltransferase activity. Gene Ontology annotation, cellular component: endoplasmic reticulum. NCBI's taxonomy places the organism in Eukaryota, Metazoa, Chordata, Mammalia, Chiroptera, Mormoopidae. Bases 12 to 1616 code for a protein of 534 amino acids. The transcript has 14 exons.
GCGGCGCGGCCAUGAGACUGCGGCGACGCGGUCCCCGGGAUGCCCCCGCCUCCAGCGCGGGGGCCGUCGACGCGCGGCGACUGGCGCCCCCGGGGCGGAACCCCUUCGUGCACGAGCUGCGCCUCAGCGCCCUGCGGAAGGCCCAGAUCGCGGUCAUGACGCUGACGCUCUUCCCAGUCCGGCUGCUGCUUGCUGCCUUCAUGAUGCUGCUCGCCUGGCCCUUCGCACUCAUCGCUUCCCUGGGACCCGCAGAGAGGGACCCGGAGCAGCCCCUGGCCUUGUGGCGGAAGGUCGUGGACUUCCUGCUCAAGGCCAUCAUGCGUACCAUGUGGUUCAUCGGCGGCUUCCACCGGGUGGCAGUGAAGGGGCGGCAGGCCCUGCCCACCGAGGCGUCCAUCCUCACCCUGGCGCCACACUCCUCCUACUUCGAUGCCAUCCCUGUCACCAUGACCAUGUCCUCCAUCGUGAUGAAGGCAGAGAGCAGGGACAUCCCCAUAUGGGGAACUCUGAUAAAGUACAUACGGCCAGUCUUCGUGUCCCGGUCAGACCAGGACUCCCGCAGGCGGACCGUGGAGGAGAUCAAGAGACGGGCGCAGUCUAAUGGCAAGUGGCCGCAGAUAAUGAUUUUUCCUGAGGGAACUUGUACCAACAGGACCUGCCUAAUUACCUUCAAACCUGGUGCCUUCAUCCCAGGAGUUCCUGUCCAGCCUGUGGUUUUGCGGUACCCGAAUCAGCUGGACACCAUCACGUGGACAUGGCAAGGCCCCGGAGCGUUGGAAAUCCUGUGGCUCACCCUGUGUCAAUUUCACAACCAAAUUGAAAUUGAGUUCCUUCCAGUGUACAACCCUUCGGAGGAGGAGAAGAAGGACCCCGCCCUGUACGCCAGCAACGUGCGGCGCGUCAUGGCCGAGGCCCUGGGCGUCUCCGUAACCGACUACACCUUCGAGGACUGCCAGCUGGCCCUGGCGGAAGGACAGCUUCGUCUCCCUGCAGACACCUGUCUUCUAGAAUUCGCCAGGCUGGUGAGGGGACUGGGCCUAAAACCAGAAAAGCUUGAAAAAGACCUGGAUAGAUACGCAGAAAGUGCUCAGAUGAAGAGGGGCGGGAAGAUCAAUGUCUCAGAGUUUGCAGCAUACCUGGAAGUCCCUGUCUCAGACAUGCUGGCUGACAUGUUUUCCCUGUUUGAUGAGAGUGGAGGUGGUGAGAUGGACCCGCGGGAGUAUGUGGUCGCCUUGUCUGUUGUCUGCCGGCCGGCCCAGCCCCUGGACACCAUGCAGCUGGCAUUCAAGAUGUACGGGUCUCAGGAAGACUGCAGCAUAGACGAGGACGCCCUAUCCAGCAUCCUCAAGACGGCCCUAGGGGUGGCGGAACUCACUGUGACUGACCUCUUUCGGGCAAUCGACCAGGAGGAGAAAGGGAGGAUCACUUUUGCCGACUUCAACAGGUUUGCAGAAAUGUACCCAGACUUUGCAGAGGAGUAUCUGUACCCCGACCAGCCGCCUUUUGAGAGCUGUGCACAGACACCCCCAGCUCCUACCCCCAAUGGCUUCUGUGCUGACUUCAGCCCUGAGAACUUGGAUGCUGGGAAGAAGCGUGUGCAUAAGAAACUGGACUAGGACACAAGGUGCUGAGGAGACGAGGCUGCUCCCUGGCGGUCGCUACCCCACCUCCACGUGGCCGCAAGCCCAUCUGCUGUGACCACCUCCGGGUUCCACUCUCCACAUAGGCUACAUGUUCACCGUCCCAAGGCCCCGUUCCAGAGGCUGGGGUUGUUUUCACUCUGCUUCUCUGUGAAGCACCAGCCUGUGGGGCGCCUGUGGGCACCUGGAAGGAAAACCUCAUGCUCACAGCUCCUGGCCUUCUCCCAGCGAGACUGCGUGGGGCAUGCCCUGUUCAUGGUGGCCUGGCUCUGGGAGUCUCCCUGCCAGGCAGGUCCUCGGGGGGCUGGGUGGAAACCUGGCGUGGCUUGUCUUCACCCGAGGCCUCCUAGUUUCGGAUUUCCAUCUCACUCUUUUCACACUGCCCCUUCGGUCAGCUGGAGGCAGCGCACAGGCGGGCGGCCUCCGCGCACACUUGAAAAGUGGGGCAUGUGGCACGUGUUUCAGUCCCAGCACAAACCCUCCGCCGACCUCUGGAGUCACAGUGUGGCCGACCCGCCAUCUGGUUUUUAAACAUUUCUAUAUUUGUGGGAGUUCAUGAGUAUUUUAUAAACUUCAUUUAGAUACUUCAGGAAACACUCAGCAUUUUUUUAAAGAAAAAAAGAAAAUUGUUUUUCUACUUCAUUUUCCUUUGAGGGUCAGAGGAUAUUUAUUUAUAGGCCUUUUUUUGAUAGAAUCUGAGGCUGUUUGUGUCUUUGACUUCACUUUCUCUCUGGCCUCCCUCUACCAGGUCAGUUUCUCUCCUGUUUGGGCCACCACAAGCACCAGCCCAGAACUGCGAUUUCCGAUCCUUCAUCCUUUUUAAUCCCCCUCUUUUUUUAUAAACAUUACCAGCUUGGUAUUUCUGUUUUAAUAUGACGCCGUCUACUUCAUUGUAGAGUCCACUCCAGUGGAAGCAUUGAAUGUGGGUGGCGUGAGUUAGAUGGGACGGAAGGACUGGUCCCGGCUCACUUGUUGUGCGCCUCAAGCAGACCGCAGCCCCGGGGCCGCCGAGCCGGUCCUGCUCGGGGGGUGUCCAUCCGUCUCCCCUUUGCUCCGGCUCCAUGGUGAAUAGGAUAAAGGAGCCGCCCCUGAAGACAAACGAGCUAUGUGGAUGGAAAGAGUGUGGAGAGUAGCAGGAGCAGGCGACAGCCUCAUGCGGACGUCCCUCCUGUCAUGGUGACAAGGCUGGCAUCGGUUCUGACAGAGAGGAACUCAGGCCCCCUCCCUGAGUCAGGUGAGGAGCAGUGCUUCCUGGCACAGGAAGGGGGACAUGACGGUGUUGCCUUUGCUUUUCCUGAAAUCACCUUGGUUCAUUUCCUUAGGACCUGAUUGCAACCUGCCCUUAAAGCACAAUCGUAACCACAGACUCCAAUUUGUGCCCUGAAGCAAAGCCUCUGGGUUCCUUUGGGGAAAAUCAUUUUUUGUUUUAAUUUCUAAAAUGAAUGUUAUAUUAGGGGCUUGAAAGUGACCACCAGGGCCAGAAGCACAGGGAAAAUGUUUACUAAUCUCGAGGCAUGACAAGCAUUUCUACUGCUACACGUCAGGACACCCCUUGACUCCAGUUCAGUUGUCACCUCCACCUUGUUCCAGCUGCUCACUGCCAGCCAGGAUGCAAACAGGGACAGGGUAAACUGAGGCCCAUUCCAGGGCGCUCGGCUUGUCAGACACAACAGAAACUCAGAUGCAGCCUUGGUAGCGAAUGGUAAUUGACUUUAUAAUCGUAAAAUGCAUAAAGGUUCAUUUUUACCUGAGAAAAACCUACCAAUGACCAAUGAAGGAGGUGAAUAAACUAAGAUAUUCUGAGGGAAGGGGCCCGAACAUGUGGCCUCCAUCCUUCCUGUCUGUGGAUGAAGGGUUUUUUGAAUGAAAUGCCGCUGUGCAUUUUCAGGAAAAAAAUCCCUGAUAAGCAGACUUCGAAUGGAUGUUUGCUCCUCCUGAUCCACUUUCUCUGUCCUAGUGACUAAAUGGCAUUCAGAACUGUGAGUGUAUAUAGUGUCAGAACCUAAUCCCUUCCAUGUGAGACGGGGACGGACGGGCAAGGGCAGCCCUGGCCCUGCUGGGGCAGAUGCCAUGUAAAGAAC